CGGAGAGGCGGCCGGAGCUCCAGCAUCCCUGCCGGCGGCUCGGGGAGCAGCGGGGACACACCGCCGCCGGAGCAGCGCCACCCGGCUCGCGGCCGCGCGGCCGCCAAGAUGUUGCCGGUGUACACGGAGGUGAAGCCCAACCCGCUGCAGAACGCCAACCUCUGCUCGCGCGUGUUCUUCUGGUGACUAAACCCCUUGUUUAAAAUCGGUCACAAACGGAGAUUAGAAGAAAGAUGAUAUGUAUUCAGUGCUUCCGCAAGAUCGCUCAAAAGAACUUGGGGAAGAGCUGCAAAGGUACUGGGAUGAAGAACUUUCGAGAGCCCAGAAGGUCCCACGGGAGCCAUCUUUAACAAAAGCAAUCAUCAGGUGUUACUGGAAAUCCUAUGCAAUUCUGGGAUUUUUUACGUUAUUUGAGGAAGGCACCAAAGUAAUCCAGCCCUUAUUUUUGGGGAAAAUUAUUAGUUAUUUUGAAAACUAUAAUUCUACUCAUCCUGUGACUUCCCAAGAAGCCUAUAUCUAUGCCACGGUGCUGACUACCUGCACGUUCCUUUUGGCCAUCCUGCAUCACCUAUAUUUCUAUCACGUGCAGUGUGCUGGGAUGAGGUUAAGAAUAGCCACGUGCCAUAUGAUUAAUGUGAAGGCGCUUCGCCUUAAUCACACGGCCAUGGGCAAGACCACUGUUGGCCAGAUCGUCAAUCUGCUGUCUAAUGACGUGAAUAAGUUUGAUCAGGUCACCGUGUUCUUGCACUUUCUGUGGGCGGGCCCCCUGCAGGCCAUCGCAGUGACUGUCCUGCUCUGGAUGGAGAUAGGAAUAUCGUGUCUCGCUGGGAUGGCCGUGCUAAUUAUCCUCCUGCCUUUGCAAAGCUGCGUGGGAAAGUGUAUUUGUCAAACCUUGCAUGAGAAGAUCACAAUCUUAGUGACUCACCAGUUGCAGUACCUAAAAGCUGCAAGUCAGAUUCUGAUAUUGAAAGAUGGUAAAAUGGUGCAAAAGGGGACUUACACCGAGUUCCUGAAAUCUGGGGUAGAUUUUGGUUCCCUUUUAAAGAAGGAAAAUGAGGAGGCGGAACAAGCUUCCAUUUCAGGAAGUCCCACACUGAGGCAUCGGACCUUCUCAGAGUCUUCAAUUUGGUCUCAACAGUCAUCUAGACCCUCGUUGAAAGAUGGUGCCCCAGAGAGCCAAGCUACUGAGAAUGUACAGGCUGCAGUAACCGAGGAGAGCCGUUCUGAAGGAAAAAUUGGUCUUAAGGCCUACAAGAAUUACUUCAUAGCCGGUGCUCACUGGUUCACCAUCAUUCUCCUCAUUCUAGUCAACAUUGUGGCUCAGCUUUCCUAUGUUCUUCAGGACUGGUGGCUGUCAUACUGGGCAAAUCAACAGAGCGCUGGGAAUGUCACUGUAAAUGGACAAGGAAAUGUAACUGAGGCGUUGUCUCUUAACUGGUACUUAGGGAUUUAUUCAGGUUUAACUGUGUCUACCGUCAUUUUUGGCAUAGCAAGAUCUCUGUUGGUAUUCUACGUCCUAGUUAACUCUUCCCAGACUUUACACAACAAAAUGUUUGAGUCCAUUUUGAAAGCUCCGGUACUGUUCUUUGAUAGAAAUCCAAUAGGAAGAAUUUUAAAUCGUUUCUCCAAAGACAUUGGACAUAUGGAUGACUUGCUGCCCCUGACUUUUCUAGAUUUCAUGCAGACGUUUCUGCAAGUGAUUGGUGUGGUCGGCGUGGCGGUGGCGGUUAUACCUUGGAUUGCAAUACCCUUGGUUCCCCUUGGCAUCAUUUUCUUUGUUCUUCGGAGAUAUUUCUUAGAAACGUCCAGAGAUGUCAAACGCCUGGAAUCUACAACUCGGAGCCCGGUGUUUUCCCACUUAUCGUCUUCUCUCCAGGGACUCUGGACCAUCAGGGCGUACAAAGCUGAGGAGAGGUUUCAGGAACUGUUUGAUGCGCACCAGGAUUUGCAUUCAGAGGCUUGGUUCUUGUUUCUGACCACGUCCCGAUGGUUCGCUGUGCGUCUGGAUGCCAUCUGUGCCAUCUUUGUCACCGUCGUUGCCUUUGGGUCCCUAAUUCUGGCAAAUACUUUGGAUGCCGGACAGGUGGGCCUGGCACUGUCCUACGCCCUCACCCUCAUGGGGAUGUUCCAGUGGUGCGUCAGACAAAGCGCCGAAGUCGAGAAUAUGAUGAUUUCAGUAGAAAGGGUGAUGGAAUAUACAAACCUUGAGAAAGAAGCGCCUUGGGAAUACGAAAAACGGCCCCCGCCGGCCUGGCCCCAUGAAGGCGUGAUUGUCUUUGACAACGUUAACUUCACCUACAGCCUGGACGGGCCUCUGGUACUCAAACACCUGACAGCACUCAUUAAGUCAAGAGAAAAGGUUGGCAUUGUGGGAAGAACAGGAGCUGGAAAAAGUUCCCUCAUCUCCGCCCUUUUUAGAUUGUCAGAACCCGAAGGUAAAAUUUGGAUUGAUAAGAUCUUGACAACUGAAAUUGGACUUCACGAUUUAAGGAAGAAAAUGUCAAUCAUACCUCAGGAGCCUGUUUUAUUCACUGGAACAAUGAGGAAAAAUCUGGAUCCCUUUAAUGAGCAUACGGAUGAGGAACUGUGGAAUGCCUUAAAAGAGGUACAACUUAAAGAAGCCAUCGAAGAUCUUCCCGGCAAAAUGGAUACUGAAUUAGCAGAAUCUGGAUCGAACUUCAGUGUCGGACAGAGACAGUUGGUGUGCCUUGCCAGAGCCAUUCUCAGGAAAAAUCGGAUAUUGAUCAUUGAUGAGGCGACAGCAAACGUGGAUCUCAGAACUGAUGAGUUAAUACAAAAAAAAAUCCGUGAGAAAUUUGCCCAUUGCACGGUGCUAACCAUUGCACACAGGUUGAACACCAUUAUCGACAGUGACAAAAUCAUGGUUUUGGAUUCAGGAAGACUGAAAGAAUAUGAUGAGCCCUAUGUUUUGCUGCAAAAUAAAGAGAGCCUAUUUUACAAGAUGGUGCAACAGCUGGGCAAGGCAGAAGCUGCUGCCCUCACUGAAACAGCAAAACAGGUGUACUUCAAAAGGAAUUAUCCAGAUAUUACUCAGAAUGGCCAUAUGGUUGUGAAUGCUUCCAAUGGACAGCCCUUCACUAUUUUUGAGACAGCACUGUGAUUCUACGAUGUCAAGUCUAUUCUGAAGGCAUUUCUCCAAUAGUUUUGCACUGUCUGAACUACACUUUUUUUUACACUAGCAACAAAUAUUUACACAUACCAGAUGUUAGUUUUAUUUGGAUUUCUUCCUCCAAUUUCACUCAAUGAUUUCAAACUCUAACAAAAUUACUUAUUAUUUUUAUUUAUAUUUAUAUUAUAGUAUUUUUUUAUCUUAUCCAAAUCAGAAGUGCAGGCCACCAAUAAAAGCUGUCUAUCAGGUCUUGUGCCUUAAGAGACUCGGAGCCAAAGCUCAUUUUGUGAAGUAUGAGACAAAGUUGCUAAAAGAUUUUUUUUUUUUACUACCACCCAAACUACAUAUUACGUUGCAGUUAUAUCAGGGAUUCUAUUUACUUGAAAACUGUGUGAAGUUGCCAUUUUGUCUUUAACAUACCAAGGAUCCGUUCUUCAACCCCCCACCCCCACAGGUCUCUGGCUAAAGUAGUACAGAUAAAACCAAUAGGAAAAGCAAAACAUAUACAUAUACAUAGUAGGGGGGGGAGAGUUCGUUCCCCCACCCCUCACCCCCACCCCAAAAAGUCUAUAGUUAAAAUAUAGAAAGGCAAUAUGUAAUUAUGUUCUAAAAGAAAAGGAAGAGAAAAUAAUGUUUUCUCAAAAUAUGCGCCCAUACAGGUGAUUUGAUAAGGAAGGACACAGUGGGAUCAUUGAUCAUCUUUUCAAUUUGCAUGCCUUUGACAUGGUAACCGGUGUAGUUUUAGUCAGUGUGGUGAUGGUAUAUUCAAAGAAGGCCAAACCGCUACUGGUAAUUCCUGAAUAUGUAGUAGUACUCUUAUUCAAGUUUCUGGUUGACUGCCAGCUAACCUUCGGUUGACUAGAAACCUUUUGGGUUAGCCUUUAUUGAAAUUCCUUCUAAAUUGCAUGCAUAGGUUCUCCCGAGUUGGUGAGAAAAAAUGAAAAUCAUUGCGAACAUUGACUGUAAUUAUACAGUACUAGAGGCCCUGUGCACGGAUUCGUGCACCGGUGAGGUCCCUCGGCCUGGCCUGCGCCCUCUCACAAUCCGGGACCCCUCGGGGGAUGUCGGA
Molecule: messenger RNA, 4199 nt
Organism: Myotis lucifugus (little brown bat)
Lineage: Eukaryota; Metazoa; Chordata; Mammalia; Chiroptera; Vespertilionidae
Gene: ABCC4
Product: ATP binding cassette subfamily C member 4
Exons: 25
Coding region: 239-3121 (960 amino acids)
Biological process (GO): transmembrane transport
Cellular component (GO): plasma membrane
Molecular function (GO): ATP binding; ABC-type transporter activity; ATP hydrolysis activity
Source: RefSeq, a predicted model, not a curated record